GUCCGCAUGGGCAAUGGACCUCCAGUUCACAGUAGCCCACAGAAAAAUCGACAUGCCAUAACCAGUUGUUGUCUUCGGAAUCCUUGAGCCUCCCUGCCUGGCCGGCAUCUUUCGCUGCUCAAAUACUGUUAGCUCACGUUCACUUUCUGUAGAUUCUUAUUUCAUUAAGCAUUAGAGGCGCCGAAUUCACCAAAGUAUGGUGCUCAUAGCCGCCUUGGCAUUGGUUCUCGGUUUUUUGCUCAGUAUUUUGGUUUUCACACAGAGAGACGGCAAAUCUAAGCAUCCGGGAAAGGGCCAGUUCAACUUAAACGAUAACAAGGGAUCAAAAACCUACAGAAAAGCAGAAGUGUCAUUGCAUAACAAGAGAACAGACUGCUGGAUAAUAAUCAAGAACAAGGUUUAUGAUGUGACCUCAUACGUAGAGGAACAUCCAGGUGGUGAUGCCAUUCUAACACAUGCAGGAGAUGAUUCAACCGAAGGGUUUUACGGGCCACAACAUGCAACUCGAGUCUUUGAUAUGAUUGAAGACUUCUACAUUGGAGAUUUGGAGCAUUAGCUAGAUCAGUUGUUUGCGACAUUUUUAGAGAUGCAUGACUUGAGAAUCUUAAUCUUGUACUACUAUUUCUUGUCGAUUGAAUGAACUUUCUUAGAUACUAAUUGAGAAGCCCUUUGUUCAUUUGUGGGUGCUUAACCACUACAUGUUCAACAACUGAUACUUUUGUUCCCUGUGAUAAUCACCAGGUGCCUGCUGUUUCAGUAUGUUGCAUAUUAGAUGAGGAAACUUUCUUUUGCCCCCCCCCCCCAAAGAUAUAUUUAGGGCUACGAGUAACAAAUGUGUCAAACACUGGUGAGAUUGAUGAAGUAAUCUUGUUAUGCGUGUAAACUGAGGUAAUAUGGACAAUAAGUUUGUAAUAGGAGAAUUUAGCAUGUA
This is a messenger RNA of Neltuma alba, 931 nucleotides long. Its product is annotated as cytochrome B5-like protein. The record is from RefSeq and is a predicted model, not a curated record. Gene Ontology annotation, cellular component: membrane; intracellular membrane-bounded organelle. The transcript has 6 exons. Bases 197 to 556 code for a protein of 119 amino acids. Gene Ontology annotation, molecular function: heme binding. NCBI's taxonomy places the organism in Eukaryota, Viridiplantae, Streptophyta, Magnoliopsida, Fabales, Fabaceae.